Messenger RNA from Prosopis cineraria, 2823 nucleotides. RefSeq lists its product as uncharacterized. Gene Ontology annotation, biological process: lipid metabolic process. NCBI's taxonomy places the organism in Eukaryota, Viridiplantae, Streptophyta, Magnoliopsida, Fabales, Fabaceae. The record is from RefSeq and is a predicted model, not a curated record.
ACAAUGGAAUCUGCAAUUCGACAAUGCACGAAACUCUACAGGCAAUCUGGCAAUGUAUCCUGAUGCUCGCGUAUCCCCGAAACAACGCACAUAAUUACUAACCCAGUCUCCUCCUUCCUCCGCCCAAUCCCAAUCGCCCCAGUGCACUGCUUCAUCGCAGUGACAAUGUGGGUCUCCAGGCUGACGAAAUUUAGACGUACCGCUAUUUUCACGGCCGUUUCCAAUUUGUUGGUCAUUUUCCUUGGUGGGUUUCUCAUUAUCGAGGCCUACCCGCACUGCGACCGCCAAUAUGUGCUCCCAUUCGUGCUUGUAUCUGUUGCCGCGCUUAUGAGAAUUGGGGUCAUGAUCCAAACUGGAAUUUCUCAAGAAAUCACUGCCAAGUGCAUCCUUAAGUGUCCAUCCGACGGCACCGUUGUUGCUGAUCCAGUAGUUCGCCUGGAGAGACGGAUAAGGUAUAAGAAAUGGCUGUGGUGGAGUCGACUAUCAUUGGUCGUUUUAGUGCUGCAAGUUGUGUGUGCAACAUACCUUAUAUUAAAGACAACUGAAUAUUUCUCAAAAGAUAGAACAUCAAGUGGUUGUGUUUUAGAAUUGGACUCAAAAUCAAGCUGGUUGAAGCAGAAGUUACUGGCUUUAUUCAUGAUUACGAUAUGUUUUGUUGCCCUAGUGCAGUGCUUUGCUGGGUCUGAUGUUCUUAAAUGGAGAUCUUUCUAUGAAACCCAUGAUAAUGCUUGGAAGCACCACUAUAUGGAGGUGUUUGAUCAUGGCCUACGGGAAACUUUGUGCUGUCUAGGCCGAUUCAGAUACAUGUAUGCUCCUCUGAGGAGUACAAUGGAAGAAGAUGAAGUCUAUUCAGUUGCACAGUUAUUGGGUGAUCUUGUUGCAUAUCGUGCAUCUGGCACUGGGCAUUUGGAGCUUUUGGCAGGUUUAGUUUUACUUCAAAGAGAUAGAGAACCUUCAGAGUCAUUUGGUGAGUGCAUGGAACCGCCAGAAAUGCAUAUUCGGGAGGCUGCAGCUCUCCAUAAAUUUGCUGAAGCUGCCUACACAGGUCCAUUGCUUGAUGUUGGGCGAAAUCCUUUCAUAUUUCCUUGUGCAUGGCUCUACAGACAAGGAGUUUUGUGCCCAUGGACACGCAGCAGACGACCUGUAUUAGUUGGUGAUAACUGGUGGCGAGGUCAUGCAGCGGCCUUUCUGAAGUAUGUCAAUUUACCCCCUGAAGUGCUCAGACAUGGACGUAUCAACCAGGUCAAAUGUCAAGCUGCAUACUUUGUUGUGGUUCUACAAAGUCUAAGAUGUGUAGUGAUUACUAUUCGUGGAACUGAGACCCCUGAGGACCUAAUAACUGAUGGAUUAUGCAAGGAAUGCACCCUCUCUGCAGAUGAUUUGGCUGGUCUAAUAAACUGCAACCACAUUCAUUCUGAUGUAAGGAAAAGUGUGACCUCAUCAUUCCCUCAUUAUGGCCACUCAGGUAUUGUUGAGGCUGCCCGAGAGAUUUUUAUGCAGAUUGAAGGAAAUCCUGGGGAACAUGAAUCUGAAUCCAGUGGUCUUCUUUCUACCUUACUGGGAGUUGGUCGUGAAUGCUUUGGGUAUGAGGUUCGCAUAGUUGGGCAUUCUCUUGGAGGUGCUAUUGCUGCAUUGCUUGGAAUACGACUUUAUCGCCUUUAUCCUAAUCUGCAUGUCUAUGCAUAUGGGCCGCUCCCAUGCGUGGAUUUGGUUGUGGCGAAUGCAUGUUCAGAAUUUGUGACAAGCAUUAUAUUUGGCAAUGAGUUUUCAGCAUGCCUUUCAAUUGGAUCCGUUCUUCGGCUAAGGGCAGCUGCACUUGCUUCUCUGUCAGAAUAUCCUAGAGCUGAUGCUGACACGAUUUUCCAACUUGCCUGUCAGUUUCUAUACAAAAGCAAAUGUGAAAGUGGUCAGAUUGCUUAUGCUCACGAUCCAUCUGAUUAUUAUUCAGGGGCCAUCGCCGGGGAAGAUUUAAACCAUCAAAUAGGCAGAAGCCAGAUCGAGACUUGUACUAAAGGUAACAUGGAAGAAGAUAUUCAAGAAUUUCCACUCUGGACGGAAGCCAACAGAAGUGGUCAUAUUGAAAGUGACAAUCGUGAAUUUGCAAAUUCUUUUGCUGGUGAAGGCAACAGUGAGCAUGAAGAGUAUUCUCUCUGGGUCGGCGGCAGAGCAAGGGACCAAGUUGAUGAAAUUCAUGAGACAGAGUUCAUGAAUCCUUUUGCUGCAGAUGUGAAUUCAAACAAUGAUCCCGUGACUCAUUUAAUAGAUGUUGAUCAAACUUUAGAAAAUGAGGCAGCCAGCAACCACCCCGACAUUUAUCUGCCAGGACUCAUAAUUCAUAUUGUUCCAGAACCUAAAAACUCCAAUACAACUUGGACACCUUUUAGAUUGCGGGGGAAGGAAAAUCAUUACAAGGCGUAUAUAGCAGAUAGAGAAAAAUUCAAAGAUAUUGUUGUUUCGCCAUCCAUGUUCCUUGACCAUCUCCCUUGGAGAUGUCAUGCUGCCUUGCAAAAAUUAUUGGGGGCUCGAAAUGCUCAGUCAAGUGAUGGAACAUCAUUGCGUGAGUAAAUGAUGAGAGCAAAUCUACUUGUCACUCUACAGAAUAUAUUGCAUGCGAUGGAAGGUAGGUGUAAUUUUUUCAUGAUUUGUUGUGUUAUAUCCUUGUAAUUUAAAGUCACAGCCCUAAUAAAUGGUUCGAUUCGAUAUGAAAAAAGGGGUCUUUGAUUGACCCUUCAUUAUAAUCAAUUUCUUUGGUUUUUUUUGGCCCAAAUGUAUAAUUAAUGUCAAUACAAGCUGAAAUUGAUAGGAUGCUAAUAUAAUUCAUAA